This is a messenger RNA of Chelonoidis abingdonii (Abingdon island giant tortoise), 2989 nucleotides long. The record is from RefSeq and is a predicted model, not a curated record. NCBI's taxonomy places the organism in Eukaryota, Metazoa, Chordata, Testudines, Testudinidae.
CUUGGUAAGACCAUUCCCUUAUGCGUCAACAGUUCAUAGAAAAGGUGUGUGGAGUUUUCCCGCAGCUGACAGGAAACUAGGAAUGGUUGCAUGGAAUUUUUGCAACAAAGGAGAAGCGACGUGGUAGCAUACUCAGUUAUUUAGGGAGAAUAUAACUCAAUGCCUCUUGUUUGGAAACUACACCCUCAAGAAUCCCUGGACACUAUUUGCCAACAGCUGACUUUUUCUAAUUGCUGUGCUUUAUGGCUGUCUUUGAAGUUGUGAAGUGGAAUACAAGCUGGAUUCAAAUUAACGUCUUUCUAUGUAGAUAUUUUGAUCACACAACGUUUAAUUUUUACAAGUAAUCGACCUAUUUCAGGUAACGUCGGUUAUUCGAGCCCCAUCGUUUUUGCUUAACCCAGAUGGUUAGUGCUGAAUCUUCCAACCCGGCACCAUGAGUUUUGCUGAGCUCUUAGACCACGUUGGGGGGAUGGGUCGCUUCCAAAUAAUCUAUGUUAUCUUACUGGCUAUCCCAGUUUUCAUGAUGGCCAGCCAUAACCUCCUGCAGAACUUCACUGCUGCCACCUCUGAGCACCACUGCCAUGUCCAUAUCAACAUCAGCAACACUCCUUACACCAACCUUACCGGAAAGCUCACUGCCAAGGACCUCCUCAGGGUCUCCAUCCCCAUGGACAGCAAGCUGCAGCCAGAGAAGUGUCACCGCUUUGUCACUAUGCAGUGGCAGCUCCUAGACUCCAACGUCACAAUCACAAACCUGACCGAGCUGGAGACUGAACCUUGUGCUGAUGGAUGGGUGUACGACAAGAGCAUUUUCACCAGCACCAUCAUUACAGAGUGGGACCUGGUGUGUGACUCCCGGCAGCUGAAGCAGAUGGCUCAGUCCAUCUACAUGGCUGGGAUCCUGGUGGGAGGCAUCAUCUUUGGAGGUCUGUCAGACAGAUUUGGCCGCAGGUCUCUCUUGAUCUGGUGCUACUUGCAGAUGGCUGUCACGGGCACCUGCACUGCCUUCUCACCCAGCUUCACUGCCUACUGCAUCUUCCGUUUCCUGACUGGAAUGGCCUUCUCAGGCAUUGUGAUGAACGGUGUCUCUCUGUCUGUUGAAUGGACACCCACCCGCACACGGGCCAUUGUGGGCACCAUGUAUGGAUACUGCUACACAAUCGGACAGUUCAUUCUGGCUGGAAUGGCUUAUGCCAUCCCCAGUUGGCGCUGGCUGCAGCUUGUGGUGUCUUUGCCCUAUUUCAUCUUCUUCAUCUGCUCCUGGUGGUUCGCAGAGUCCGCCCGCUGGCUGGUGAUAGCCGGCAGACCCGACGAGGCAGUGAAGCAGCUCCAGAGAGUGGCCAGGAUAAACAGGAAAAAGGAAGAAGGAGAAAAACUCAACUCAGAGGUCUUGAGAUCCCAUAUGCAGAAAGAAAUAGCCUCUGCAAAGAGCAGCUAUACCUACAUCGACCUGGUGCGGACCCCUGUCGUACGCCGGAUCUCCUUCUGCCUCUGCUUUGUAUGGUUCUCCACCAGCUUUGCCUAUUAUGGGUUGGCCAUGGACCUGCAGAAUUUCGGUGUCAAUAUCUUCUUGAUCCAGCUGGUCUUUGGAGCUGUUGAUUUCCCAGCGAAGUUCAUCUCGGUCCUCACAAUCAGCUUCAUCGGGCGCCGGUUCACACAGGCCUUGGCCCUCAUCCUGGCUGGACUCUCUAUCUUGGCCAACAUCUUUGUCCCACAAGAUCUGAAGAUCCUGCGCACCGUUCUGGCUGUCUUUGGAAAAGGCUGUCUUGCUGCCUCCUUUAACUGCGUUUAUCUCUACACGAGUGAGCUGUACCCCACAGUGAUUAGGCAGACCGGCAUGGGUUUGACCAACACCAUGGCUCGCCUGGGCAGCAUAACUGCCCCAUUGGUAAAGAUGUUGGAGGAAUACAUUCCCUUCCUGCCACUGAUCAUUUAUGGAGCUGCCCCAAUCAUCUCCGGCAUUGCAGCGAACUUCCUGCCCGAGACGCUCAACGUGCCAUUGCCUGAGACCAUAGAGGAGGUGGAGACACGAUCCAGGCAUCUGAGAGAUGAAGAACAACAAAUGAAGAUCCUUCUGAAACCCACCAUGCCAGACCCAGCCAAGGAAGCCAGUUAAGGAAAGAAAAAAUGAGUAACUGUUGUAGGAUCUACGGGUAAAAUUUUCAAAAGUGCCUUAGGAGCCUAUGUUCCAUUUUCACCAGUGACUUAGCCACUCCCAUGCCUCAUCUACCUGAGCACUUCUGAAAAUCCCACUGGGCACUUAUCUGAAUCUCUUGGUACCUAAGUACCUUUGAAAAUGGGGGCUUAGGCAUUUUUGAAGACUCCACCCUAUCUCUUUUACUGUUUUAAUCAUGGCAAAAGUAAUAUGCAGGCAUCAGUGACAACUCCAUAGGAGUUGAAUUUUGCACUUAAUGCAGGGAAUCAACCUCUUCAAAAAGCAUGUUUACCUCCAAAUCACAGCAGGAAUUUAUACCACGGGACCUGCUGGUGUGUAAGGUGGGGGACACGACUCAAUUACUCUAUGUAGCUCCUCCAUGUAGUUCAAAACCUGGUGUUGCACUCUGCUGCGAUCCAACAUAUGGUACCCAACAGCUCAGCAAAUAUUUUCAGGCCAGAUCCUCAGCGAGUGUUAAUCGACGUAGUUGAGGACUGACCCAGUACUGCAGGACAGUCACGUAGUGGCAAUUCUUAAGGGAAUUCUAAAAGAAUAUGUACAGAAAUGGUGGCAGAAUAUAGGAACUGCUGGACUGACCACAGCCAAGGUCCAUGUAGUCUCUCUGACAGUGGUCAGCGAUAGAUGCCUUAUAGGAAGGUGUGAGAAAUCUGCAGUGGGCAGAUAUGAAAUAAUCUCCGCACCAUUAAAUCUCACCCUGAUCUUGAAUAGUCAUUAAAGUUGGGCAAAACAUGGAUUUUUCAGCUCACUCGCAAUUUGGAAAAAUCAAGGGAAAACACACAUUUUGGCUGAAAAUGAAAUUGUUCAAAAUUUUCA